Molecule: messenger RNA, 1275 nt
Organism: Exophiala dermatitidis NIH/UT8656
Lineage: Eukaryota; Fungi; Ascomycota; Eurotiomycetes; Chaetothyriales; Herpotrichiellaceae
Exons: 2
Coding region: 1-1275 (424 amino acids)
Molecular function (GO): GTP binding
Source: RefSeq, a predicted model, not a curated record
AUGACUGCUUCAGACUGGACAGAGAGCUCGCUCGAGCCUCGUGCUGAACGACAGCAUGUUUUCAUCGGGGUGAUGGGGGUGACAGGGGCGGGAAAAAGCACAUUCAUCAAGACGGUGACGGGCAACGACGACAUCGUGGUCGGGCAUGAUCUCAGAUCUUGCACGACAGAGGUGAUGCCGUACACGUUCGAGCACGAGGCAGUCACAGUCACACUCAUUGAUACACCAGGAUUCAACGACACUACCCGUGGGGAAACGGAGGUGUUGCGAGACAUUGCCGAAUGGCUCGAUAUCACAUACAGAAACCCCCCGUCCAUCAGAUUGUCCGGGAUCAUUUACAUGCAGUCGAUCAGCGAUAACAGGAUGUAUGGUUCAUCACUGAGGAAUCUGAAGAUGUUCCGAGAUCUUUGCGGAGAGAAUCCGAUGAAGAACGUGAUUUUCGCCACCACUGGCUGGAGGCUCGCUAAGGAAGGCGGACAAUAUGAGCGAGCUGUGGAGAGAGAGACGCAACUGUGUACAGAGCGGCUGUUCUGGGAACCGAUGAUUCGGUUCGGAGCAGGCACAGCUCGGUUUGAAGACAGCAGAGAGUCGGGGAUCAAGAUCAUCAGGAAACUGAUCCCACAGCGGCCCGUGGUAUUGCAGAUCCAACAUGAACUGGUUGACCAGGACAGAAACCUAAUUGACACCACGGCGGGCGCAACCGUCAACGAGGAGAUCAAGAGGCUGGAGGCACAGUAUCAGCAACAGCUGCGGGAGAUCCAGCGAGAAAUGGCCGAGGCACUGAAGACCAGCGACCUGGAACACCAGCAAGCGUUGGAAGAAACCAAGGCGACCAUCGAGUUCCUCCGCGAACAAACCCGGCAGGCCCGCGACAUCCUCAACUAUGAACGCCGCAACAUGGACCGCCGCCACGAGAACGAGAUGCAGAGCCUGCAGAAUGCGCUGCAGGACACGCGCAUGGCGCUGGACAACCAGCGCCGCCGCGCCCAGGCCGAGGCGGCCGCCCAACGGUAUGAAGACCAAAUGCGCUUCGAGCAGAUAGUGACCCAGCUCAAGGAGAACAUGACCAAGUUGCGCCAAGAGGACCAGAAGCUCAUCGAGGAGGCCAUCGCCAACGCCCAAAAGGAGCACGACAAACUCCCCGCGAAAGGCAGGAAGAGAGAUAUGGGCAAGAAGCUGUUGCUAGGCCUGUUGCCCCUGGUCGGGAACGUCGUCAUGGCAGCCAUGGGCUUCGGCUUUAUAGGGAACCCCUUUGCUGGAAUCACGCAGCAAUAA